CGCUGGAGAAAAGAAAUACGACGUUUGCAAUUAUCGCGUGACUACGGAACAUGGCGACCGCGAACGAUCGAGCCGUUCUGGAAGUUCUCUUCAACCCCCUCUUCGCUGAGAUUCCACCCGAGACGGAUGACCUCGAUGAUGACGUCAAGGAUUGGACCCCAUCCAAUCUAGAGGUGAAAGCCGUAGCGUUGGCUGAAACAGGGAGGUAUCGAGAGUCGUUGGAGAUGUUAACCUCCCUGUUGGCACGGAACGAUGUGAGCCAUCUGGACCGCGCAUCUCUGCUCAACGAUUCGGCGCAAGUGAAGAGACUGCUCGGAGACACUACAGGUGCUCGCCAAGACAUCGAAUCUGUAUUGGAGUUGCGCGUCAACAGACGAGCCCAAAGGCAGGCCCUUGUGCAGAAGGCCAUCCUGGAAAGACUGGACGGCAGACCCGAAAACGGUCUUGCCCUCAUGAGACAAGCCGCGGCUCUCGGAUCUCGAUUCGCCAGAACUCAAUUGGCCGUCCACAAGGAAAAUCCAUAUGCUGCUCUAUGCAAUCAAAUGCUGAACAGAAUGUUCGCAGAGCUCAGGGGCGAAUGCCAGUAAGAUUCACAAUCCUUUUCGCAGCGCCUGGUGCCAUUCUCGCAGGUAAUCCGGAGUACGGGUCCGAUGAGAGUUCUGAAUGGGUCUUCUCCAGGAAAGGUGAACCCGGGAUCGCCGGAAAAAAUCACGAUUUCACGAUAAUUCAAAUAAAGCUCAGUACGAGAAA
This is a messenger RNA of Galendromus occidentalis (western predatory mite), 750 nucleotides long. Its product is annotated as tetratricopeptide repeat protein 36. Bases 51 to 587 code for a protein of 178 amino acids. The transcript has 3 exons. NCBI's taxonomy places the organism in Eukaryota, Metazoa, Arthropoda, Arachnida, Mesostigmata, Phytoseiidae. The record is from RefSeq and is a predicted model, not a curated record. Gene Ontology annotation, molecular function: protein binding.